Messenger RNA from Botrytis byssoidea, 1566 nucleotides. RefSeq lists its product as uncharacterized. NCBI's taxonomy places the organism in Eukaryota, Fungi, Ascomycota, Leotiomycetes, Helotiales, Sclerotiniaceae. The coding region runs from base 1 to 1566 and encodes 521 amino acids. The record is from RefSeq and is a predicted model, not a curated record. The transcript has a single exon.
AUGCUUGACAGUACAUCCAACCAAAAAGAGAACACGCCUCUGGACCCUGUCUCGAAGAGAAUUCGGAGAGAUUCCAAUCAGGAAUCCACGCCUCCAUUCAAGAAAUAUAAGAGAUUUGAGUCGCCGACUAGUACGGAUUCCUCUGCAGGAUCUUCUCCAAAAUCUGCUUCAGAUUACGCUUCGAACAAACAAGAUGCAAUCACAUUACCUCUUAUAGAAAUGCCAAUGGGAAAAGAUGGAGUUGAUGCAGAAAUAUCUUCCAAGUCUCCUCCAAGAAAGGUGGUAACAUUCACAUCACCACUGGAAAUCGGUCCUUCCAGUCAGAUUCAUGUAGGAAAUCCAGAAACCAAGAGUAUCCUGGUCACCAAAGAGAAUUCUCCCGCUUCUCCCCUGUCACCUCAAUCAAGCAGUGAUAUAUCUUCCCCACAGUCACCUGAGCCAAGCAAUUCUAUGGUUUCUCCACCUUCUCCGCGACCAAAGAAACUCACGCUUCCUCCCCUUCCACCUCUAUCGAGCAAUACAAUGGUUCCUCCUCUUUCACCUCGACCAAGCAAUACCAUGCCUCCCCCACCUCGACCAACUAGAGAAUCUCGGAGUAGGAACACUGAUAAAAAUGAGGAGAGCAUGUCAUCAUCUGCUUCAACCUCUCCAUCUUCUUCCCGGACGCUUAAUCCUAAGCCUUUCAAAUUACGCUUCAAAUUUAUCAAUCGCAAACCCAGAACUCGGAAUAUUAAUGAAAAUCCCCCUGAUGAUGAAGGAAUUGAUGUCACCCAUGACAUUCAUGAUUCCAAAAAGAAUGAUAGUGUUGAGGAAGUCGAUAGAGAAGAGAGAUUGGUUGAAGAAACAAGUACUGCAAAAUCCAGUACCUCAACCUCAACAUCCCUUGCCAGCUCACCGAUGAUGCGUUCAUUGCAAAUCGACCAAAGAAUUAUGUCAAAGCCAUCCAAGGCUGAUAGCGUACCUACUAAGGCAAUCAAAAUGGUCAGAGAAUCAAAUAAGAGUUUAAGCCCGGAGAAUUAUGGAACCCCUUUCCCCAAUCCUCCGGUCCCUCCCUACACUAUUACUUACCAAGGGUUAGACUUGAAGGCCCAAAUAGAAGCUCAUAAGUGUGAACUUUGUAUACCCAAGGGUUGGAAAAUUCCUUAUCCCCGAUUAGCAGAUCCUAUUAUCAUGGGACCUCUCUACCGCAAAGUCCUUCACCUGCAAAGAGAUUCUGAUAAAAUCAUCACUACUGCUAUCGAGUUUACAGAUGCCCCGGGCGAAGAUAAUGUCCACGCGUUCCUUGAUCGUGCGGAGAAUGAUGCCCACAAUGCAGGUAUGCCUAUGAAUCUCAAGCCGACGAUACUCGCUGUCAGAUGGGGAAAUGGAGAGCAAUCUGGUAAUCCAAAUUACCGAUCGAUUUACAGUUUAUACCGUGAUUCAUUCGUUUUUGUCAUCGCAAACUCUUUUAGUUGGAGAUUUGUAAUCAACAAAAUGCGCAGCAGGUUUAUGCCAAAACAGAACUGGAUUCUUUGGUGGGCGGAGAAGGAUUAUGUUGAAGAUUGGGAGACGGAUCUUUCGCGAUGA